AUGGGUCAUGCUAUACCAAAUGGAAUUCUUCAAAGUCAACCAAAGCUGGAACAUGCGCUCAGAUGUUUAGUUGAAAAGUCCGAGUACUGUACCCUCCGAACGGGCAGUGAAGUGAUUGAUCGCGAAGAGCUUGCAACGCACAUGGUGGUGACCUACCUCGAUCACCGAAGCAAAACAAAAAAACAUCUCAGAGCUCAAUGGCUUAUAGGUGCUGACGGGAAAAGAGGUGUUGUCCGAAAGAAAUUCUUGGAACCUACAGCUGGAAUCAAGCAAGAAGAUGGAAUUUUCCGCUACGAGGGGACGUGGAUAGCCGCAAAUUUGCACAUGACUUUGCCGACGCCAGCCACUCAUCCAGACCUUGAUGUUCUAUGGGACUUGGGUCUCACAGCAGAGGAGGUAUAUGACCUAUUCUGGCCGAAGGGCUGGCAUUUUUGCGCACCUCCUGGGAAACCCACUGCAUGCGGCAGAUUCGGACCUCAUGAAGAUCGCUUGUGGCGGCACGAAUUUGCAGAACCAGAUUGGUCGGAUGAUGGUUCUAAAAAUGCAGAAGAACUAUUUUGGGAGCACCUGACGCCAAUGAUCACUCUCUCAGCCGACGCAACAGGACGGCAAUUUGGCCGCGAAAUCACGUUUCCAAAAGACUGCAUUGAGAUAAUGAGAUGCCGUCCAUUCAAGUUCACGCACAAGGUAGUCAAUAGAUGGUUUGAUAACCGAACAAUCUUGAUCGGAGACGCGGCCCAUGUCUUCCCGCCUUUUGGUGGACAAGGAAUUGCAUGCGGUAUUCGGGAUGCAGAAGAGCUGUCGUGGAGAAUUGCCAUUCUGGCAAGCCUGAAGUCUUCUAUUCCGCAGGGUGUGAUCAAUGGCGUGCUGUCAGCAUGGGCAAAGGAACGACACCUGGGGGUUGAGAACUCAAUGAGGCACACAAUGAUAAGCGGAAAUCUCUGCAACGGCACGGCAGGAUUAGCAUACACUGCACUUGCACCUCUACUCCUACCACUACUAACUCUUCCUUCCUUUCGUGGCUUUCCAACUCCUCUCAGUCACGGUGAAGUGACUGGUUACCGAAGUGUCAAGGACGGUUUCUUCCUGAGCAAAUAUGGCGGUGGCUACAAACUAGCGCAAACAUACGCCAUAGCAACAUUCCCAACUAAUUCAUUACCAGAGAGUUCUCUGCGAUGGGAAAUGGUCCUAUCUGAUCAGAUAUUAUACCACGUACCAACCCCCUUUAUCUUAUUGAUUGCAGGGCAGCUAUUGGCUGAAGAGAAAUCGCAAGUUCAGAAGUUGCUGAGAAGCACUCGGCUUGAGUCAACGAUAUUAUCCGAUCAGUCCAUCAUACAACUCCAUAAAAGCCAAAAAGACCUUGAGACUUCUCUCAAACGAGAAAUCACCAACCGGCCGAAGUCGCCUAGACAUGGCUUAGCCGAUCAACAGAGCUUCUAUGGUGCCAUGGUCCGCCCGGAGUGGGAAAAAGCUAUCUCGCUGGUGAUCGACCAUCUGUUGGAAGAACGAAGGAAAAACUCUCUUGUCGUAUACUUCUUCUGCGACUUUUCUUCACAAAACCAAGUGAAUAUCAUCAAUAUUCUGCACCAUAUUCUUCGACAGGUUAUCAUCCAAGGAAGUGGCGAGAUGCUUUCUAUGCUCAAAGAGUCAUGUGGUGACCCGAGUACUCUACAAAAUGAAACUCGAGUGGUACAGUUGCUUGCCCUAGCAGCUUCUGUGCAACCCAUCUACAUGGUAAUAGAUGGCCUGGACGAACUGAAAACGCCUAAUGAACUUCUAGCACAAAUUCCUGAACUUGCAAAAUCAGAGAUUCACAUACUGAUUACCAGCAGGGAUUUACCACAAAUUCGAAAAAAGAUGGGCCCGGCUAUUCACCUGGCCAUUAAACCUACAGAUUCUGAUUUAAGACUAUACGUCGCUAGUCGACUGCAGGGAAGCGAAUUUGCUGAGGAAGUCGCCAGAGAUAGCAGUCUAGUCAAUGAAAUUGUGUCCAAAACUGGAAACAUGUGUGUUAUCACCUUCCCUUCCGGGGUACCAACUCUGACCGAACGCAGAUUCCUUCUCUCCCGGUUCCUCCUUGAUGAACUACUUGAUCUUGUGACAAUCCAUCAAAUACGCAAGGCACUUCAGAGACCACCACGAGGUCUAGAGCAAGCCCUCGAAGCGACGCUACAGCGGAUAGAUGCUCAGCCACCGGCACGGACCACGCUCGCUCGGCGGCUUCUUGGCUGGAUCAUGGUUGCAGAGCGAAGACUGAAAUUGGAUGAAGUCAUAACCGCAUUCGCAGUCGAAGAUGGUCAGGAGCUGCAACGUGAUAAUAUGCCGAGCCCCGAUAUUCUACUUCAGGUUUGUGCCGGGCUGGUAGUACUCAAUGAACAUGACAACACACUCGGUUUGGUUCAUGCUUUUGCAUACGAAGUCCUCCAUCUUUCGUUGCCUCAGAAGGAAGCGAAUCUUGAUAUGGCUUKUACUUGUCUUCGAUAUCUCUCGUUGAAACCCCUAGCGACAGGAUCAUGCGCAAGCUCGACCGAAAUGAUCAAGCGACUCAAUUCGCUAGCAUUUUUAGACUACUCUUCCAAGCAUUGGGGACAACACGUCGUUCUAGGAAAUUUCGAAACAGAAUUAGAAACUUUGAUCAUGAAACUACUGGAUGAUACGGCUCUCAGAAAUAGUGCAUUUCAGGCACUUCAAUUUCGCGGGGACUUUGCCAACUCUGGGGUCACUGAAGAAUUGUUCGAAUCCAUGCCCACAAAUCCUGAAGCACUGCAUUUAGCAGCUUAUUGGGGGUUAACUUACAUUGCAGGCAAAUAUUUGGAGGCCGGUGCGCCUCCAUCCGCAAUAGACUCGCAUAGAUGGACCCCCCUCCACUGGGCAUGUGCUAACGAUAAGCUCCCCGUGGCAAAAGUCCUCAUACUUAGCGGAGCGGAUGUCAAUGCCCAGGAUAUUCAAGGAUGGAGCCCAUUAUUCUGGGCGGCAUUUGUGGGGAACACCGACACGGUGCGUCUUCUGCUUUCGAGUGGCGCGAACCAUCUUGCUCGAAGUGAGUUCGGUUGGACGGCCUUACACUGGGCUGUUUCGGGCGGACACACGGCGAUAGUGAAGGAACUUCUUGAAUAUCMCUCUCAACUCCAGUCAUCSGAGCCGGUCUUUCAUAAAAUGACCAUGGAAGAAAUUGAGUCAUACGCCAACGCAACCCUUCCUGUGGAUGUGGCUGCAGCAGGUCAGGAUUCAAAUAUAUUCACGAUGCUUAUCGAGCAUCUUCAGACACCUCCCGACAUUGUGACAGAUGUCAAAUUCAACAUGAUCUGGGAACGCGAACGCUUCGACGUUCCUGUGUCACACAACCCAUGGAGAACCUUGACGAAGGGCGAACGCGUCAACGGACGCGAGUCAAAUAUACCAAGAUUUACGGGACGCUUUGCACGCAGCUCGGAAGAGUGGCGUUCAGACUCUAAAAAAUGGAAGUCAGUCCUCUUACUAUCAGCCAUUCGUGAUCAACAACUCUCAUCAGUAGAGCUCUUAGUCGAAACAGGAGCAGAUGUCGAUUACAAGAAUGCUUUGUGUGUCGCAGCUUGUCGUCGAGAUCCCCGAUAUGUCCAAUGCUUGUUGAAAAAUGGCGCGAAUCCAAACAUUGAGGACAGAUAUGGACGGACUGCUUUGCACGAAGCUGUCAUGAAUGGGUUUGUGGAAACCAUCGCUGCGCUUCUCGAUGGAGGGGCGGAUAUAAACAAGCCUGUCGCGAGGAACUAUCAUAUGAGUGACAGUGAUGAUCCUAUUUCGCUGCCUGGUUACAGAAUAAAACUUAGCGAAAAUGGGUCCACGGCCUUGAUUCAAGCCUCUGGCUUUUCCCUAAACACUUUCUUGAUAGCCGAGCCGUCGGACUCUGAUUUGGCCAUGCAGAUCACCCGAUUGCUACUCUCCAGAGGUGCGGAUCCGUGCCUCAAGGAUGGUUCCGGGAGAACUGCGCUCCAUUACGCGGUACUAAGACCUCAUCUACCACUGGUCGAAAUUCUAGUUGAAGCUGGAUGUCCAACUGAUGCAGUGGAUCACAAUGGUGCUACUCCAAUGCACCUGCUGGCAUUUCACAGGAAAGAGUUCCUCAACUUGCAUUAUUUGAAAAAAGUGGUGAGCCUUCUCAUCAAGGGGAAAUACGAAAAUGGUCGGACCAAAAUUUUAGAUCAGUCCGUGUGUGCAAAACCCGCCCAUGGAGCUGAGCCUGAGGGUGAGGGAGGGGAUAAAUCGGUGUUAUACAAAGAAACCGUUAUCAAAGAAACUAGGGGACAGUACAUAAAGCUUAAACGGCUUGAAGGUUUUGUUGAAGGGCUCACUCCACUUAGCAUGGCAUUGCAAGCAGGUAGAUGGGGACUAGUUCAAGUUUUAUUGGAACUAGGGGCUACAUUUCCAGUGGAUCUUAAUCUGACUCCAAUUCUUGAUCAUGCCAUCAAGAGUGUUGAACCGAACAUGACAAAUCUACUUCUCCAGCACAGAGCACAUCCUUCUCCGGAUGCAAUCUAUAGCCUAUGCAUUUCAUUCGUGGCUCAAACAACCAGCACAGAACCCUUGGAAGGGAGAGAUAUUGAUGCAGACUUUGGAGCCGUCCUGGAAAAAUUGGUAUCAGCCGGGGCAGACAUCAACUUUUGCCAAGACGAAGAGACCCCCUUGACGCUUGUGGCGAACAAGCGUGGCUCACAAUUUGCUCUCAAAGCACUCAUUGAUGCUGGCGCGGACAUCUAUAAAGUAUCAUCAAAGACCUUUGAUCCCAUUCUCACUGUGGCACUUUUCCGCGAGGCUGGUGACCUCGCUUAUCUCCUGGACUAUGCUGUGGCACAUCCGAAAGAAGAUCAUUGGUCAAGGCAUUUAACUGAAUUUCCCAAUGAGAGUGACCCCAUCAUGCGCAUAUGUCUGUGUCUACAAAAGGUGGACGGUAUGAAUGAUACAAAUAACGAUGGUCGCACCCUGUUGCAUUUUGCUGCCGAGAAGGGUCAUAUCACCCUAGUGACUUCCCUCGUAUCAUGUGGUGCCAAAGCCGAUAUUGCAGAUAGUAAGCAAUGGCUUGCAAUUCAUUGUGCUGGGUUUGCCCAACAGACCGCUGUGAUGAAGUUCUUGCUCGAACAUAGCACCGAUUCCUCCGUCAAGAUGCAGGAGAUUUUUGAGGAGGACAACACUUCCUUAAAACAUACCAUGCUUGAUGUGGCUAUCAUAAAGCAGAACAUUGACAUGGUAAGAGUUAUCUUAAAAUAUGGUUCGAAAGUACAUCCUAGCAUAGAUAUCAACUCGAAGAUCAGAAAUUGGCGCAGAGAUGUACCUAUGCUGGGAUACGCAGCUGAGAACGGAUAUGAGGAUAUUCUCUCCAUCCUUUUACAAAACGGCGCUGACAUUGAGGGAACGGAUAAAUAUGGUUGGCGACCGCUACAUUUUGCAUGCUACCGAGGCCAUACAGAGAUCGCCAAAAUUCUGAUAGACGCAGGAGCAGAUGUACACGCCGCGACUGGGAAGUGGAACGAAGCCAAUAUCAAGCCCACAGGGCUAUACCAGGAUGACAACUGGACUGGUCAACCGCUUCAUCUCGCCACCAUGAGCGGCCAGGCAGAUAUUGUCAAAUUACUGCUUGAAAAGGGUGUCGAUAUUCAUGCAAGCACGGGCGUUGACCCUGAGAGCUCCUAUCAUUGGCCCGGCCAUGGUCCUACUGCGCUUCAUCUAGCGCUGGAUACCAAUCUAUUUUAUGGUCGUCGCGGGCAGGCCCUGGACGCGGGAAGGCUUCAGAUUGCGCAAUGGUUAGUUGAGAGAGGCGCAAUGGUCCGAGGUAUCAUCGGCCGAUACUCUUUGCAAGAUAUUCUCAAUUUUCGUGAUUCUCCGGGUCUUUGGGAUGCGCUUGUGGCUGGKGAAAGAGAUGAAGCAAGCAUCUAG
Molecule: messenger RNA, 5907 nt
Organism: Talaromyces amestolkiae
Lineage: Eukaryota; Fungi; Ascomycota; Eurotiomycetes; Eurotiales; Trichocomaceae
Exons: 5
Coding region: 1-5907 (1968 amino acids)
Molecular function (GO): protein binding; FAD binding
Source: RefSeq, a predicted model, not a curated record